AUGAUUGUUCUCAAAGUCAUGGACCUGGACAUUGCUUUAUGGGUCGAUCAACCUUCUUCACUUACUGAUAAAAGUAUCUCGGAUGACAACAAAGAGAUGGAAAAAUGGAAAAAGAUCAAAUCGCAUAAGCUUAAUGUCAUAAAGUAUUCUAUUCCAGAAACAUUCUGGGGCACUAUGUCCGAUAAGGUGACCACGGCUAAGAGUUUCUUUGAGGACCUUGAUAAGAAGUUUGCUAAGAAUGAAAAAGCUGAAACAAGUACAAUUUUAGCACAGGUUGUCUCAAUAAGGUAUAAAGGGAAAGGAAAUACAUGGGAAUGCAUUAUAGAAAUGUCUUAA
Molecule: messenger RNA, 336 nt
Organism: Olea europaea var. sylvestris
Lineage: Eukaryota; Viridiplantae; Streptophyta; Magnoliopsida; Lamiales; Oleaceae
Exons: 1
Coding region: 1-336 (111 amino acids)
Source: RefSeq, a predicted model, not a curated record